CACCAUUUGAAAAAUACGAGGGUUUGCACUUCCCCGCCUUUGAAGAAGUAAAAACUGGAAAAUGAGGGGAAAACCCAACUUGCAGUUUCACUUUCACUCGCAUACUGACAUCCAGCUCUCUCACUCGGAUCGCUUUGCCCCGACGGCGACGAGGAAGAAGGAGUAGAAGCAACGGGAAAUGGAAGACGAAGAUAGGCAGAAGACUCUGGAUCUAGUCAAGGAGCUAGUGCACCGUCUCCUCUCUCACAAUCCCGCUACACCAAACAACGCCGCCCGAAACCCUAACCCCACCGAUCUCAACAACUCCUUCCGCUACGCCGUCCGCAUCCUCUCCAGCAGGCUCACUCCUUCCAUCGCCCCCGAUGCCGCCGCCAUCGCCGAGUCAAUCAAGCGCCGCCUCGCCACUCAGGGCAAGUCCUCCCAAGCACUCUCCUUCGCCGAUCUCUACAACAAGUUCGCCUCCAAGACGGGGGCCGGCAGUAUCAACAACAAGUGGGCGGUUCUCUAUUUGCUCAAAAUUAUAUCCGAGGACAGGAAAGUGUCUCAGGCCUCGCACAAUUUCGCACUUCACCUGCCCAGUUUGAGUCUGGAUGACCGUGAAUUGGGCGGGGAAUCCCGCAAUUUCAGGCGAGGGGAAAAGGGUUGGGAGGAUGGGGUUUUGAUGGUGGCCAAGGACCCCGAGAAUUUGCGCGAGAUCGCGUUUAGGGAGUUUGUGAAUUUGGCCAAGGAAGAGAAUGACGUGUCCGAGGAGGUCUUGGUGAGGGAUGUUUUGUAUGCUUGCCAAGGGAUUGACGGUAAAUAUGUGAAGUUUGAUGCCGAUCUCGAUGGUUAUGUGUUGCCAGAGAAUUUCAAGGUCCCCAGAUCGACUAGAACUAUGGUAAGAAAGCUCUGUGAGUUAGGGUGGUUAUUCAGAAAAGUUAGAGGCUACAUCACUGACAGUAUGGAUUCAUUUCCUACCGAAGACGUAGGAACAGUAGGCCAAGCAUUAUGUGCUGCGUUGCAAGAUGAGCUCUCUGAGUACUACAAGCUGUUAGCUGUGCUUGAGGCUCAGGCAAUGAAUCCUAUUCCAUUGGUUUCCGGGUCAGCUACUUCGUUGAAUUAUCUAUCUUUGAGGAGGUUGUCAGUGUGGUUUGUGGAGCCGAUGGUGAAAAUGAGGUUAAUGGCUGUUCUGGUUGAUACUUGCAAAGUCUUGAAAGGUGGUGCCAUGGCUGGUUCUAUACAUUUGCAUGCUCAGCAUGGUGAUCCUCUUGUACAUGAAUUCAUGAAGAGCUUGCUCCGAAGGGUAUGCUCUCCGCUUUUCGAAAUGGUUAGGCGAUGGGUUUUGGAAGGAGAACUGGAAGAUAUAUUUUCAGAGUUCUUUAUUGUGAGCGAAACAAAGGAACUAGAAUCUAAUGUGAGCCAAAAAGGAAAAGAGUCCCUUUGGAGGGAAGGUUACAGGCUGCAUUCCAUGAUGCUUCCUUCUUUUAUUUCUCAGUCCCUAGCUCAGAGCAUUUUGAGGACUGGGAAAUCGAUAAACUUUCUGCGGGUGUGCUGCGAUGAUAGGGGAUGGGCAGAUGCUGCCACGGAGGCUGCCGCUGCAGCAGGGACAAGCACAAGAAGGGGAAGUCUUGGAUAUGGUGAAACUGAUGCACUUGAAAAUCUGGUUGCUGAAGCAGCAAAGAGAAUUGAUAAACAUCUGUUGGACGUUAUGUACUCAAGGUAUAAGUUCAAAGAACACUGUCUUGCAAUCAAGCGUUAUUUACUGCUUGGCCAAGGUGACUUUGUUCAAUAUCUAAUGGAUAGCAUAGGGGAAGAGCUUUCUGAACCUGCUAGUACCAUCAGUUCGUUUAAGUUGGCUGGCUUUUUGGAAAGUGCAAUCCGAUCAUCUAAUGCUCAAUACGAUGACAGAGACAUAUUAGAUAGGGUGAGGGUCAACAUGAUGGUUCAAAGCACUGGUGAUAGGGGAUGGGAUGUAUUUUCACUGGAAUAUGAUGCUAGUGUUCCAUUGAACACGGUGUUCACUGAAUCUGUCAUGGCAGAGUAUCGAAGGAUUUUUAAUUUCCUGUGGAAGCUGAGACGAGUUGAGCAUGCACUUAUUGGUGCUUGGAAAACGAUGAAACCAAACUGCAUUACCUCCAAUUCCUUUGUUAAGCUGCAGGGUGCAGUUAAAUCACAGUUACUUUUGACAUUGAGGCAGUGCCAGGUACUGUGGAAUGAGAUGAACCAUUUUGUCGCAAACUUACAGUAUUACAUUAUGUUUGAGGUAUUGGAGGUAUCAUGGUCAAAGUUUUCAGACGAGAUGGAAGCUGCAAAGGAUCUCGAUGAUCUUCUUGCAGCUCAUGAGAAGUACCUUAAUUCGAUUGUAGAGAAAUCUCUUCUUGGUGAACGCUCUCGGCCCCUCUACAAGUCACUAUUUGUUUUAUUUGACCUCAUAUUACGUUACAGAGGUCAGGUCGAUCGAUUGUAUGAAGGCAUCUUUGAGCUGCAAGCAAGAAAUGCUGUGUCUUUACCCUCCAAAGACAAGAGGAAGUCAUCGAAACAGACUGCAAAACGACCUGAGCCUCCUGGGUCAUGGGUUGGUGAAGGAAGGAAGGCCCUAACACAACGUGCCGGAGAGUUUCUUCAAAAUAUGGGGAAAGAGUUGGGUGCCAUCGCAAAGGAAUAUACAUCACUGUUGGAAGUUUUCUUAUCCGAGUUGCCUGUCCAGCAGCACAUCAACUUGAAAUUCCUUCUUUUCCGGCUUGACUUCACUGAAUUUUAUAGCCGACUGCAUCCUGCUAAAUGAUGCAAGUUGUUGAUACUUUAGAGUUCCCACCCCUACUGUAGUUACUUGCAAGAAAUGGCCAGAGCUUUCCAGUAUGGCUGAUUGCUCACAGCCAUAUUGCUGAAGGAGUGUGCAGUUUCUCUUGCUUACAUCAAGCAGACCCUUUUAUCUAGAUGGUGUGUUCUACUUUGUGAUGAUUUUCAUGAAAAUUUGGGAUCAUGGAAGAAGGUACUUUGUAUCAUUAUGUGAUUUGUUGUUAGAAGUAGUGGUAACUGGAUUAGUGUGAUGUUUCACCCUUGUAGAAAAAAACUGGUUCAGUUUUAUGGUUUGAAGGGUGAUUUCCUUUCAAGCUUGGGAAGCAGUAGGUCUCGUCAUUUUGUGUUCUAUAGUCUUGCAGUUGCCAAAUGGUAGCAGUUUGCUGGUACACUGCUUUUGUUUUCACUCCCACUAUUUUACUAUCCAACUCUAAUUCAACAAUAACAAUUUGGAUAGCAUGUCUGUAAAUAUCAUCUGGCUCUUGCUGUUUGUGUUGAAGAUUGCACUGAAUGAAGAGUAGGGGUUUGUUUUUUUUUUUUUUCCUUUCGCGAGAGUGAAUGGUAGUGGUUUCUGUGCUCUUCUGAUCCACAUAUUAUCAGCUCCAUUUUACGGUUUGUGUCUCUUCAGUUCUCUGCUUGCUGAAAUGCAGUGGCCUCCAUGAGUAGUUCAAAACUGAAAUA
Molecule: messenger RNA, 3459 nt
Organism: Linum tenue
Lineage: Eukaryota; Viridiplantae; Streptophyta; Magnoliopsida; Malpighiales; Linaceae
Source: the annotation of a GenBank genome assembly